Messenger RNA from Electrophorus electricus (electric eel), 1915 nucleotides. It is a transcript of the gene znf622, whose product is annotated as zinc finger protein 622. The record is from RefSeq and is a predicted model, not a curated record. Gene Ontology annotation, molecular function: zinc ion binding; nucleic acid binding. Gene Ontology annotation, cellular component: preribosome, large subunit precursor. Lineage: Eukaryota; Metazoa; Chordata; Actinopteri; Gymnotiformes; Gymnotidae. Gene Ontology annotation, biological process: ribosomal large subunit biogenesis.
GUUCAAAGGACGCCUUCGCUAUCCUCGUGUUGAUAGUUGCGCAAAGUAGCCAGUUUUACCCGCAAUAAAGAACUAGAAACGAGCCUCCAUGUCCUCCUACACGUGCAUCAGCUGCCGCGUGCGGUUCGCCGACGGCGAUAUGCAGCGGGCGCACUACAAGACGGACUGGCACCGCUACAACCUGAAGCGCAAGGUCGCCGCCAUGCCGCCCGUCACAGCCGAGAGCUUCCAGGCACGCGUGCUGGCGCAGAGGACGGCCUCCGAGCAGCAGAGCCCCGGCCCCGCCUCCGUCUGUUCCACCUGCAGCAAAAGGUUCUCCAGCGCCAACGCCUACGCCAACCACCUGCAGUCCAGCAGGCACCAGCACGUCGAGAGCAGGGCGCUGGCCGCCGCCCGUGAUGAGGUCCAGCGGCUGAACGAGAAGAACCUGGAGAAGGGCGCGGCAGCACUGGACAAGGACGCGCAGAACGAGGCUCUGCAGAGGGCGCUGAGGGAGCGGCAGAGGCGUGGCCCGGCGAAAGCCACACCCACUGAAAGGCGGGGCCAGCAACGGCCGAGCAAGGCGCCUCGGCUGCGGUGGUUCGAACAGCAGGCCAAGAAGAUCGGAGCGGAGGAGGAGGAGGAGGAGGAGGAGGAAGAAGAAGAAGAGUGGGAAGACGUCGAUGACGACGAGGACGAUGAUGAUGAUGAUGAUGAUGAAGAGAUGGAGGCUGACGAAGAGGAGCAGAUGGUGGGAGCGGGCGCGUCUGCGUCGGCCCCCGCCCCCGGGGUCAUUCCCGCCACAGACUGCCUGUUCUGCGACCACCAUUCGCGCUCGUUGGGCAGAAAUGUGACGCACAUGACCAAAGUGCACAGCUUUUUCCUGCCAGACAUUGAGUACUUGGUAGACCUGAGAGGGCUCGUCACAUAUCUCGGAGAGAAGGUCGGCGUGGGGAAAGUGUGUCUGUGGUGUAACGAGAGAGGCAGAUCGUUUUACACUACGGAGGCAGUGCAGGCUCACAUGAACGACAAAGGCCACUGCAAACUCUACACGGAUGGAGACGCAGCCCUGGAGUUCGCCGACUUCUACGACUUCAGGAGUAGCUACCCAGAUGCCAAAGACGGAGAUGAUGUGGAGAUGAAGGGCGAAGAAUUGCCAGACGAGAAGACUGUGGAGUUUGAUGACGAGACGCUGGAGCUCACGCUCCCCUCAGGGGCCAAGAUUGGACAUCGCUCACUGAUGCGGUACUACAAGCAGCGUUUUGGGACGCAGAGGGCACUGGUUCCGGCCCAUAGCCAGCGGGCGGUGGGACGCGUCCUGAAGCAGUACCGUGCCUUAGGAUGGGCAGGAGAACCCGGUAAAAGCUUUGUCACCCAGCAGCAGAAAGACAUGCAAUAUGUGCAGAGGAUGAAGGCCAAGUGGUUGCUGAGGAUGGGUGUGAGCAACAACGUAACCAAGCAGACCUAUUUCAGGCACCAAGUCAUGUUCUAGUCGCCUCGUUGCCAGCUCGGUAGCAUAAAGAACAUUGGGAGUGGGGCUUGUUUGUGUCCCAGUGUACGCUUAUCUUUAAGGACCUUCUGAAGUUCUACAUCAGAACACACAACAUUAUUAUCAUAUGUAUAUAUAUUUUUGGAUUAAAUGACUGUGAGGUGGACAUACUGCAACAAAUAGAGUUUUGGUGGAUGGAGAAUAGAGCAUUGUUAUUCUGAACAUUGUUAUGCCUUUAUUCUGAAUUUACAGCGGUUGUAACCCCGAAUUAAGUUUUCAAUAGCCAAUGAUUUGUUCUAAAUGAAAAACACGAUGGAUCUAGGCUGUUGGCCUUCUCAGCUGUACGAUCAACCGUUUUUCAGUGGACGCAGAAAUUGCUAACUUUUAAUGAGCUAAUGGAUGCUUAUGUGAUUAACCUUGUUGAAUAAAAGGUUUUUUGGCAGAUAA